Molecule: messenger RNA, 1237 nt
Organism: Penicilliopsis zonata CBS 506.65
Lineage: Eukaryota; Fungi; Ascomycota; Eurotiomycetes; Eurotiales; Aspergillaceae
Exons: 3
Coding region: 77-1063 (328 amino acids)
Source: RefSeq, a predicted model, not a curated record
CAAUCAACGCCCACCCGGCCAUUCUGAGUUCUCUCCUCCCUCACUCGCGUGAUCCUCAUCCUGCUUCUACAUCUUCAUGUUCAAUCGACUGAACCUGGUCCUUCGCCAGCUCUCUCGUCCGUCGCUUGCUCACGUUUCCCCGUCUGCUUCUUCCAUCCCCUCGCUGUGGUCCCCGCGCCUGACACCGCUCGCCAUGACAUCAUCUGCGGCUCCCACGGCGAAGACGAUACACACGGCUGCGUGUUUGAUUAUUGGCGAUGAAGUCCUGGGUGGGAAGACCGUCGAUACCAAUUCCACCUUCUUUGCCAAAUGGUGCUUCUCGCUCGGCAUCGAGCUGAAGCGCAUCGAGGUCAUCGCCGACGAUGAGAGCGAGAUCAUCGAGGCCGUCCGCCGCAUGAGCGAUCGGUACGACUUUGUCGUCACCAGCGGAGGAAUUGGGCCGACACACGAUGACAUCACGUACGAGUCGAUAGGCAAAGCCUUCAACCUCCCACUGGUGCUUCACAAGCCGGCGUUUGAACGGAUGAAGGUGCUCUCGAAGCCGCACCCGAUGCAGCCGAAUUUCGACUGGGAGACCCCCUCGCCAGGGCUGACGGCCAAGUUGCGCAUGGUCGAGUUGCCGUUCGACUCCUCCCUUCCCGCCGAGGACCAGGCCCUCUUCGUCGCAGAGGACAUGUGGGUGCCCAUCGCGGUGGUGAACGGCAACGUACACAUCUUGCCUGGGGUGCCGCGGCUCUUCGAGCGCCUGCUCGCCCAUCUCAAACCCGUCAUCUUGCCCCGUCUGACAGACCCGGAGGGAAAGGGCAUCUAUCGUGUUCUGAUCAGCACGCCGCUCCCGGAGAGCGCCGUGGCCCCCUAUCUCACCGAGCUGGCGGGUAGAGUCGCCUCGCACGGCAUCAAGGUCGGCAGUUACCCGCGCUGGGGCCUGAAGCGCAACACCGUCACCCUGGUUGGCACCGACCAGGUCUACGUGCAGUCGCUUAUCCCUGAGGUCGAGAUGAACGUCGAGGGCAAGUGGGUUCAGCGUGAGGAUGAGCUGGAUCCUCCAGAGGAGUCCAACUGAUGUACAGUGCGUGUACUGCAUAUAAAUAACUUGGGUAAAUACUAUCAGCAAGCCUGUACAUAUACUGUACACAUACUAUACUGAUCAUUCAUUAUAAGUACCAAGCAGGCCAGUAUUACAUGGAAUAUAGUUAUACCUAUACUACAAUAUAAGCAUACUGAACAUCUACUGCUG